Venustampulla echinocandica is the source of this 4302-nucleotide messenger RNA. Its product is annotated as putative ABC1 transport protein. Gene Ontology annotation, cellular component: membrane. The transcript has 6 exons. The record is from RefSeq and is a predicted model, not a curated record. Gene Ontology annotation, biological process: transmembrane transport. Gene Ontology annotation, molecular function: ATP binding; ATP hydrolysis activity; ABC-type transporter activity. Bases 1 to 4302 code for a protein of 1433 amino acids. Lineage: Eukaryota; Fungi; Ascomycota; Leotiomycetes; Helotiales; Pleuroascaceae.
AUGGAGAGACGGCACUCUAUCGUGCUGGAGCUUGCACGCGAAUACACGACCAACACAGCCGUUAAUGUGGAUGACCCAAAGGGAAAGCCUAUUAGCAACGACACAAAUUCUCCCCUAAACCCGCACGGCGAGAAAUUCAACGCGCGGGCGUGGGCCACGAAUGUCGCCAAAGCCGCCGACGAAAGCGGCCAGGACUUCCGUCGGAUUGGACUAUGUUUCCAAAACCUGAAUGUGUUUGGUUACGGCACGACGACUGACUUCCAAAAGGAUGUCGGCAACAUUUGGCUGGCUUUGCCAGGCAUGGCUCGCCGUCUCUUUUCCAACACGGCAGGCCAGACUCAAAUCGAUAUUCUACGCCAGUUUGAUGGGCUCAUCCGCCCCGGCGAAAUGUUGGCAGUCUUUGGUCCGCCUGGUUCUGGCUGCACAACCUUCCUCAAGUCCAUCUCGGGAGAAACGAAUGGCAUAUAUGUCGACGAGGGUUCGUACUUCAACUAUCAUGGUAUAUCAGCCAAGGAGAUGCAUACUGCACAUCGAGGUGAUGCCAUAUACACCGCCGAGGUCGACGUCCACUUUCCUCAGUUGACAGUUGGUGAGACAUUGACUUUUGCGUCGCAUGCACGCUGCCAAAAGGAGGUUCCGCUUGGGAUCACUCGCAACCAGUACUGUGAACAUCUUCGGGACGUCGUCAUGGCCAUGUAUGGAAUUAGCCACACCAUUCAUACCAAGGUCGGAGAUGAGUACACACGAGGAGUUUCGGGAGGGGAACGCAAGCGUGUUACUAUUGCAGAGGCAACGCUGGCAAACGCCGCAUUCCAGUGUUGGGACAACUCGACUCGUGGUCUAGACUCGGCCAACGCGAUUGAGUUCUGCAAGACUCUGAGGCUCCAGUCUGAGUUGUUUGGCCAGACAUGCGCUGUGUCUAUGUAUCAGGCCCCCCAGAGCGCCUACGACCUGUUUGACAAGGCCGUGGUUCUCUAUGAGGGCCGUCAGAUCUACUUUGGACCUGCGUCCAGGGCCAAGGAGUAUUUCACCAACCUUGGAUUUGAGUGUCCGGAGCGCCAGACAACGCCUGACUUCCUCACUUCUAUAGCUUUUCCAGCAGAGCGGAUUCCUCGCCCAGGCUGCGACGCCCCGCGGACUCCCGACGAGUUUGCAACCGCCUGGAAGAAUAGCCCUGAUUACAGGGCCCUACAAGUCGAAAUCGACGAAUACAAGACGCAUCAUCCGAUCGGCGGCCCCGACGCUGAGACCUUCCGAGAUCUCAAAAAGUCACACCAGUCCAAGGGACAGCGCCUGAAGUCGCCAUACUCCCUGAGGUAUUCCCAGCAGGUCCAACUUUGUAUUUGGCGAGGGUAUAGAAGACUCAAAGCUGAUCCCUGGCUGACCGUCACGAUGAUGACUGGGAAUACAGUCAUGGCGCUCAUUAUCUCGUCCUUGUACUUCAACAUGGGCAUGGAUACGAACUCAUUCUUCGGCCGCGCUGUCGUUCUUUUUGUAGCCAUCUUGUUCAAUGCUUUUUCGUCUUUGCUAGAGAUUCUGGCGCUGUAUUCUCAACGGCCUAUCGUGGAAAAGCAGUCCCGCUAUGCCUUUUACCACCCCUCGGCGGAAUCAUAUGCUUCUGUCAUGGUUGAUUUGCCUUUGAAGAUCGUUAAUACAGUUUCCUUCAACUUGGUGUUUUAUUUCAUGACCAACCUCAACCGUGAGCCUGGGUCCUUCUUCUUUUACCUCUUUGUGGUAUUCUUUAUUGUUCUGGCCAUGUCUGGUGCCUUUAGAUGUGUCGCCUCACUAUCACGGACAGAGCAGCAGGCCAUGGUUCCCGCUUCGAACCUGCUGCUUGCCCUCAUCAUCUUUACAGGAUUUGUCGUCCCAGUCGACUACAUGCUAGGCUGGUGUCGGUGGAUCAGUUAUGUGAACCCCGUGGCCUACGGCUAUGAAUCACUCAUGGUCAACGAAUUUCACGGUCGUCAAUUUUUAUGCUCGAAAUACGUCCCUGACUACGCGAACCCCAGCUCACAUAAUGUAGCUUGUGAUGCUGUUGGAGCCAUCCCUGACCAGCUCUAUGUGAAUGGGGACGACUACAUCAAUUCGGCAUACAACUACUACCAUAGCCAUAAAUGGCGAAAUGUCGCCAUUAUCAUCGCCAUGGCAGCUUUCAAUCACCUCGUGUACUUUAUCGCCAGCGAAUAUAUCACAGCGAAGAAGUCCAAGGGCGAAAUUCUUGUCUUCAAAAGAGGUCACGUUCCACCAUCUUCCGCCAAGGGUGGUAAUGAUGUCGAGAAAUUUCUUUCCGGUCCUGUACCAGUGGUAGAGAAACCGAGCGGGUACAUAUCCAGUAACGAGGGAGCUUUUCGGGGCUCUACAAGCGUCUUCCACUGGAACAACGUAUGCUACGACAUCAAGAUCAAGGGCAAACCUCGGCGCAUCCUGGACUGCGUUGGUGGCUGGAUCAAGCCUGGUACUCUCACGGCCUUAAUGGGUGUUUCAGGGGCUGGCAAGACCACCCUGCUGGAUUGUCUGGCUGAUCGCCGUGUAGGCGUGGGUGUCAUCACUGGCGAGAUGCUGGUCGAUGGGAGGAUUCGUGAUGAGAGCUUCCAACGCAAGACUGGCUAUGUGCAACAGCAAGACCUUCAUCUAGAGACUAGUACUGUGCGGGAGGCUCUAACCUUCUCAGCUCUCCUUCGCCAACCGGCCAGUACCCCCAAGGACGAAAAGUUUGCCUACGUGGACGAAGUCAUCGAGCUGCUGGGUAUGCAAGAGUAUGCCGAUGCCGUUGUUGGUGUGCUAGGUGAAGGUGGUCUUAACGUUGAGCAACACAAACGCCUGACUAUUGGUGUCGAAUUGGCCGCCAAACCACCGCUACUGCUCUUUGUUGACGAGCCCACGUCGGGCCUUGAUUCUCAAACCAGCUGGGCUAUCCUUGACCUGCUGGAAAAGCUCUCUAAGGCGGGACAGUCUAUCCUCUGCACCAUCCACCAACCCUCUGCAAUGUUGUUUCAGCGGUUUGACCGCCUGCUCUUACUCGCCGAGGAAGGCCGUACAGUUUACUUUGGUGAAAUUGGCGACAACUCUAAAACUCUCACGGAUUACUUCGAGCGCAAUGACGCACCACAUUGCCCUCCCGGUGCUAACCCGGCUGAGUGGAUGUUAGAGGCCACUGGUGCUACCCCUGGAAGUUCUUCCGAAGUUGACUGGCACCAAACGUGGCGUUCUAGCCCAGAGUACAAGGACGUUCAGGACGAACUAGCCCGUCUAAAGGCCCUUAAUACAGAUCUACUCUCCACAGACGAGAAGAACGACUCUGCCUCGUACAGUGAGUUUGCGGCACCGCUAUGGCAGCAAUUUCUGGUUGUUACACAACGCGUAUUCCAACAGUACUGGCGGACGCCCUCAUACAUCUACUCCAAGCUCGUCCUCUGUAUUGCCAGCAGUUUAUUCAUCGGCCUAGUUUUUCUCAACGCACCUCUGACCAUCCAAGGACUUCAAAACCAGAUGUUCGCCAUCUUCGAACUAUGCAGCAUUUUCGGGCAGCUGGUAGACCAACAGAUGCCACAUUUCGUUACGCAGCGCUCCCUAUACGAGGUUCGCGAACGACCUGCUAAGACGUACUCCUGGAAGAUUUUCAUGCUCAGCCAAAUCAUCGCCGAGAUCCCCUGGAAUACCGUCGCCUCAGUCUUUAUGUGGGCGUUUAUUUACUAUCCUGUCGGCUUCUAUAAAAAUGCCGACGCCGCCGGACAAGGUGUCGAACGAGCUGGUUUGAUGUGGCUUCUGUUUUGGCAAUUCCUCCUUUUUACCUCCACCUUUGCACAUAUGUGUAUUUCCUUUGCCGAUACAGCAGACGAGGGCGGCAACAACGCCAACUUUCUCUUUGUUCUAAUUUUCUUCUUCUGUGGUGUGCUGGCUACGCCGGAUGCAAUGCCCCGUUUCUGGAUUUUCCUGUAUCGGGCCUCGCCAUUGUCGUAUUGGGUCUCGGCUGUUCUGUCAACGGGCCUGGCCAACGUUGAAGUGACAUGUUCGAGCAACGAAUGGACCACUCUCAGCCCGCCCGACGGCAAGACAUGCGAAGAAUAUAUGGCGGAUUACAUCUCGAGGGUUGGUGGUUAUCUUCUGGACCCCGAGGCAACGAGCAACUGCAGCUACUGCAAGAUCAAGGAAACUAACGCAUACUUGGCGGGCAUCAGUUCCCACUACGAGGACAGGUGGCGCAAUUUUAGUAUCAUAUGGGCGUACAUUGCAUUCAACAUCGUGGCGGCGUUGGCUCUGUACUGGCUAGUGAGGAUGCCUAAGGGGAAGAGGAAGUUGUGA